Molecule: messenger RNA, 1664 nt
Organism: Jaculus jaculus (lesser Egyptian jerboa)
Lineage: Eukaryota; Metazoa; Chordata; Mammalia; Rodentia; Dipodidae
Gene: Tulp2
Product: TUB like protein 2
Exons: 12
Coding region: 1-1638 (545 amino acids)
Biological process (GO): protein localization to cilium
Cellular component (GO): cilium
Source: RefSeq, a predicted model, not a curated record
AUGGCGAGCCAGAAGGAUGAACUCUUGGCCCUGAGGCUGCAGAAGCUGGAGCAACAGCAACAGUUAUUUGAGAAGAAACAGAGGCGGAAGCGCCAAGAGCCCCUCAUGGCUCAAGCCAAUACCGAUGCUCCGAGGAGGCCGCGGAGGCCUCGGCGCAGGGAGGAGCGCAUCCGGAAAGACCAUGGCCCAAGGAACCCUUUUCUCCAGGAAAAUGUACCACAGGCACAUCUGCCUUCUAGGAACGAAAGGGCCCUGGUCCCCUUGAACUAUGUUGGGGAUGGCAGUGGCGAGGGGGUCCAACUGCAGCUGCCUACAGGAGCAGCAAAUAAUCAGGAAGCCUGCUCUGCAGUCGGUCAUCUACAGUGGCUCCGAGACAAUCCAGAUUCAGAAGUGGAAGACGUCUCCAAGGAGGAUGUUUCUGUUGCCUCACCAUGUUAUAGCGCAACUCAAAGCAGAGAUUGGUUAACACCCUUGGUGCCUGGGACCAGUGCAGAGGAGGGUGAACCCCUGAAUGCUGUGCAUAAACACGAGGAACCUAGUCUGGAUCCAAUCCUUGAAAUAAGUCCUGAUGAGGGACAUGGAAACACGGCUUCCUGCGAGGUGGAAGGAGGCACAGUGAAGCCGAAGCAUGACAAAGAUGUGAACAAGGAGAAAGAGGCUACAGCUAAGGAGGAGGCUUCGAAAGAAACUAAGAAAGAGGCUUGGCAAGAAGCUUUCGAGUCUGCAAUGGCUGAGGCCCCAGCAGCAGUCCAGGGCGACAUGGCCAUGGUGGCCAACGUCGAGGAAGGCAGGGGCAGCGCUGACAUCCACAAUACGUACGACAUGACCUGCUCUCAGCCCCUCUCCCCUGGCCCUCUACUGGGCCAGGAUCUGCAGGCUUACGUGCUGCUGCCUACGCAGUUGGACCACACCUUACAGUGCCGCAUAGUCCGAAACAAGCAUGGUGUGGACAAGGGCAUGUUCCCUUCCUACUUCCUCUACCUGGAGACACCGGAUGGUGGGAUGCACUUCCUGUUGGCUGCACGAAAGAGGAAAAGGAGUACAACCUCUAACUAUCUCAUCUCCUUGGACCCCCAUAAUGUGUCUCGGAGCAGAGGCAACUAUGUAGGCAAACUCAGGUCCAAUGUCUUGGGCACAAAGUUUACCAUCUUUAACAAUGGGAUGAAUCCAGAGCAGAGAUACUCCUUCCGAGAGAGUGCCCCGAUCAGAGAGGAGCUGGGAGUUGUAUGUUAUGACACCAACAUUUUUGGGUUGUGGGGUCCUCGGAAAAUGACUGUGAUCCUCCCAGGAAUGAACAGCCAGAAACAGAGAAUGAGUUUCCAGCCACUAAAUUAUCAGGACACUCUACUGGGUCACCUUGAAAGAGGCAAGCAGCACCAGCUCAUCGUGCUGCACAACAAGGCUCCGCUGUGGAGCGAGUAUACUGGUGCCUAUGUGCUUGAUUUUCACGGCCGCGUUACUCAGGCCUCUGUCAAGAACUUCCAGAUCACGAGCCGGAAUGACCCGAACUACCUGGUGCUCCAGUUUGGCCGAGUAGCUCCAAACACGUUCACAAUGGAUUUCCGGUACCCGCUUUGCCCACUCCAAGCCUUCGCCAUCUGCUUAUCCAGUUUGGAUAGGAAACUGGCGUGUGAGUAACUGAAUAAAACAUUAUCCCUCACAAA